UAAAUGCUGUCAAUUGAGAAUGAUGAAUACGUCUAAUGAAAAGUGAGAGAUAACAGGGUCCAAGGUUCAAUUCUUCUAAACCGUUUACAGUAGUCUAAAGACAGCCUGAGGCAGACGCCGCGUCAGUAAAAUGAUCAUUGCUUCUUGAGAUUCGGCCGAGAUGUACACCAAUGGGAUGGAUUUUUAUUUGGGAGGUGCACGCAACCCGCGGGCAGUGUCUGCGCCCACCCAGUACCAUGGCGCAGUCGGUGUGAGCCACGGGGCAAUCGUCGGCAGUAGUGCCAUGAUGGAUGUCAGCAACUCCAGCACUGGCAGCGCGAUCGACAUGAAGAUGGAGCCGUCUAGCCCCACGGAACGCGAGCUGCGCUACCCGUUCUCCCGGAGUAGCAGUGCGGGCUCCAUACACACAUUAUCGUCCUCCAACCACAAUUCUGACGAGGAAGACGACAGUGAUGGUGGAGGCACAGGCAGCAGCAGGGGGAGCAGCAUGGGGAACGCACUGAGCUACAAGGAGCGCCGCCGGGAGGCCCACACCCAGGCAGAGCAGAAGAGGCGGGACGCCAUCAAGAAGGGUUACGAUGCGCUGCAGUCGCUGGUUCCGACGUGCCAGCAGCCCGAGACGUCCGGCUACAAGUUGAGCAAGGCCACCGUCCUCCAGAAGUCCAUCGACUACAUAGAGUUCCUGCUGCAGCAGAAGAAGAAGCAAGAGGAGGAGCGGAACAGCCUGCGCAAGGAGGUGACGGCUCUGCGCAUCAUGCAGGCCAACUACGAGCAGAUCGUGAAGGCGCAGCAGAGCCAGCCAGGGCAGGCUGUGCAGCGCGUCUCGGACGAGACCAAGUUCCGCGUGUUUCAGGCUGUGAUGGAUCAACUCUUCCAGUCAUUCAGCAACAUCUCAGUGUCAAAUUUCACUGAACUGUCAGCUUGUGUCUUCAGCUGGUUGGAGGAACAUUGUAAGCCACAGACGCUGCACGAUGUGGUGCUGGGUGUCUUGCAGCAGCUCAACUCGCAGUUGGCUCUCCAGGGUGGUGGCGCCAGAGUCUGAGGUCUCCAAUACCGCUGCCAGCUCGAACCGUGUCACGUGCCUGUCCCGUCCAGGGGCGGCCUGGGAGGAGAGGAGCACCGUGCCCGUAACACUUCCUUGCUGUGGUGUCCGUAGGGUGUCCGCUUCCCUCCGGCUCGUCUGGCGGUCUCGCGUGGAGUAGCAGCCGUGGUGUGGAGUGCUCUCGUCAUGUUCCACACCUUGCUGUGGCCGGAAUCUCUUGUUGACAUCAGUCUCUGCCACUGGGGAAAAAAGUACUGGAAGGGGAGAGGGAGGGUAGCAGUGUUGUAGCAACUAGCAUCACCAGAGAGCUGGCACAGUGUCUACCGAUACAGUGGUGUCUCGUAGUUUAUGGUGCAGCACUGCUCCAGAGGAAGUAAUUUUUAUGCGGUUACUUUGCUCAUUCUGCGAUCAUUAGUAUCAAGUCUUGAGGCAUACACAGGUCCUCAAUCUUUGUACUCUCCGUUUCUCGCAAUAUAUCAGGUGAGAUAUAGUACUUGUACAGUCUGCUACAGUUAGCAGUGUUAACAAAAGGUAAACAAGUAGACACUAAAAUUACUCCCAGUCUUGUGCUGACUUAGACUCACUCCCUCUCGUGUCCCUCUCCCACACUUGUUCCUCUCCCCUCCCUCCCUCCCACCCCAUCCCUCCCUCCCACCCCAUUUCUCCCCUCCAAGGACAUUGCCAUUUUCUUCUCCCAGCCUUGUCCUGUGAGCUAAUGACCACAUAGUAAAUGAGAUGUGAAAAUCUAACUUCCUCCUUUUUUUGCAGUAUGAACUUAAUGAAUGAAACUUUCGCUCUGCAGUAGAGUGUGUGCUGAUACCAAACUUCCUGGCAGAUUAAAACCGUGUGCCGGACCGAGACUCGAACUCGGGACCUUUGCCUUUCGCACGCAAGUGCUCUACCGACUGAGCUGCCCAAGCACGACUUACGACCCAUCCUCACUGCUUUAAUUCUGCCAAUAUCUCUUCUCCUACCUUCCAAACUUCACAGAAGCUCUUCUGCUUGCAGGAGCUCAUUUGGUAGAGCACAUACCUGCGAAAGGCAAAGGUCCCGAGUUCGUCUCAGUCCGGGACGCAGUUUUAAUCUGCCGGGAAGUUUCAUAUCUGUACUGAAUGAGUUAGUGAAGUUGUAGGAAACCAUAUUCACAUUUGGAAUGAGAGUAGUUCAGAUCCUCAUCUGGCCAUCUGUAUUUAAAGUGUUUCCCAUGAUUUUUUCAAUUGCUUAAUUCAGUUGCUUCCCCAUCAUUCGUCACCCUGAGCUUGCAUUCUGUCCAGGAUGUCAAAUCAUAAACUUCCUUCUAUUGAAAUAUUUGGACACAGAAGAAGCCAUAUGCAGAAUCCAGGAUACAAAAGGUAGCACUGACAGACAAUUCUUUUCUGACAAAUAUGUAUUAGUCUCACAGCCCUUACAGUCCUUACACAUUACUGGCAGUUUGUGACAACGAAUCACACCAGGGUAAUUCAGUGUUUGCCACUGAAAACUGUGAACUGUUGACUUUUUUUCUCCAUGUCAGGGAGCAGUGCUGUAAGUCGCACACGGCCAUAUGUUUAUGAAGCAAAUGACGAGUGAAAGUUAUUUGUAAACAAUCUGACUGUAAUGUUGUGUAUACAAAUUUUGAACUGUAUUUGAUCAGUUUUCCUGAGAUUACGUAAUGAUCAAAGCCAUUUGGUCUCUGCAGUGAUUUUUGCCUCCCUGUCCUCUUUUCCCCUCUCGUGAGAUAUCACGACACUCCAUUGUUUAAAGAUAUGUAGGGACUAGUUGUGUCAAGUGUACAAUAAAAGAAAUUACCACUUUUACAGACUGAUAAUGUUACCCUUUCAGUAUGUGUGAAUUGCAACUGGACUUUGUACCUAUGAGAAUGCACCAGCAUUUGAAGAUUGGGAACCUGUGUCUUUGGUCAGUGGCAGUGUAAACCGAUCAGCAGCGAGUUGAGAACAGUUUCUUGAUGUUUCAGGGUAAUGUGUCCAUUUUUGCAUUUAAUGGUAACAUUGACCUCUGCAUAUAUGUUCAGUUGUGGUUGUAGCCCAUUGCAGAUUUUGAGCUAUUCUGUGUGUUCAUUAAGUUUGUUUACAAGUACUAAAUACUGUGAUUGGCUGGCACACUAAAAGUGUUUGUAUUAACUAGAGUGUCCACAUACAAGAUCUUAUAUUUUAAUACAGAUUGUAGUUACAAAGUUGUUGGCUGUGUCCUUGUUGAAAAUAUGAAGUUCCUUUUAACUUGGGAUUAAGCAAGCCAUUUUCAAAGGAAGUAGUGCAAAGUGUAAAUUGAAAAAAAGAAAAAAAAAAUUUGAACAAUCUUUAUUUUUGUGUGUGACAUUGUUAAAUUGUAUGAUUGAUGCAAUGAAGGGUUUUGUUGUUGUAUACCAAUCUAAAUUUUGAAAGAAACUGUUUUUUUAAUGCAGUGGUUAUAUUUUUCUCAAAUAUUUUUUUCAGUGGAUAAAUAUAUUAUUAGUUUAAAAAAACAACAGUUUUGUUAAAUAAAUCAUGUUUAGCUGAUUUUAGUGAUUUGAGGUUGUUAGUUAUGUUCCUUAGAUUUGCUUCAUUGUUAUUUGCUCUAAAAUUAGAAACAGAGUUUCGUGUGUGUGUGUGUGUGUGUGUGUGUGUGUGUGUGUGUGUGAGAGAGAGAGAGAGAGAGAGAGAGAGAGAGAGAGAGA
Molecule: messenger RNA, 3695 nt
Organism: Schistocerca cancellata (South American locust)
Lineage: Eukaryota; Metazoa; Arthropoda; Insecta; Orthoptera; Acrididae
Gene: bigmax
Product: max-like protein X
Exons: 7
Coding region: 161-1042 (293 amino acids)
Biological process (GO): regulation of transcription by RNA polymerase II
Cellular component (GO): nucleus
Molecular function (GO): DNA-binding transcription factor activity, RNA polymerase II-specific; RNA polymerase II cis-regulatory region sequence-specific DNA binding; protein dimerization activity
Source: RefSeq, a predicted model, not a curated record